Messenger RNA from Daucus carota subsp. sativus, 1567 nucleotides. Its product is annotated as ferredoxin--NADP reductase, leaf-type isozyme, chloroplastic. The coding region runs from base 198 to 1286 and encodes 362 amino acids. Gene Ontology annotation, biological process: electron transport chain. Gene Ontology annotation, molecular function: NADPH dehydrogenase activity. The record is from RefSeq and is a predicted model, not a curated record. Gene Ontology annotation, cellular component: chloroplast thylakoid membrane protein complex. Lineage: Eukaryota; Viridiplantae; Streptophyta; Magnoliopsida; Apiales; Apiaceae. The transcript has 9 exons.
AAGAAAGCGGUACGAGAAGCUUCAUGUCUCAAGUUCAACACACUAGCUUCUUAUCCUCACACCUUCCACUGCAUUUAUCCUGAUAAUCUCCGCCACUCAAUUUAUGAUCCUCCUAUCAAAAAAUCUCACUCUCUCCCUCUUUUUUUCUUUGCUACCAAGUUUUUUACUUGACAAUUUUUUUUCUCUCUUUUACAACAAUGGCUACUGCACUCACUGCUGCACUCUCUCUCCAUUCCUCUAAAACACCUUCCAUUUCCACCACACCAUCUAUCCUGUCUACUGACAGACUUAACUUUACCAAGGUUCCUUUGACAUUUAGAAAUGUGUCUAGUGGGGGGAAAAUGGUGUCUAUUAGAGCUCAGGUGACCACUGAGGCUCCAGCUAAAGUUGAGAAGGUUUCGAAGAAAGUGGAGGAAGGUGUGGUUACUAAUAAAUUCAGGCCUAAGGAACCUUAUGUUGGUAAAUGCCUCCUCAACACUAAGAUCACUGGUGAUGAUGCUCCUGGGGAGACUUGGCAUAUGGUCUUCAGCACUGAAGGAGAGGUGCCAUACAAGGAAGGGCAAUCCAUUGGAAUUAUUGCAGAUGGUGAAGACAAGAAUGGGAAGCCUCACAAGCUCAGGUUGUACUCAAUUGCUAGCAGUGCCCUCGGAGACUUUGGCGACUCCAAGACUGUUUCAUUGUGUGUCAAAAGGCUCGUCUAUACCAACGACCAAGGCGAAGUAGUUAAGGGAGUAUGCUCAAAUUUCUUGUGUGACUUGAAGCCCGGUGCUGAUGUUAAGAUAACUGGACCUGUUGGAAAAGAAAUGCUUAUGCCAAAGGAUCCCAAUGCAACUGUUGUUAUGCUUGCUACUGGAACUGGAAUUGCACCUUUCCGAUCCUUCUUGUGGAAAAUGUUCUUCGAGAAGCAUGAGGACUACCAGUUCAAUGGUUUGGCAUGGCUUUUCUUGGGUGUGCCCACAAGUAGCUCGUUGCUAUACAAGGAGGAAUUUGAGAUUAUGAAAGAGAAGAAACCAGACAACUUUAGGCUUGACUUUGCAGUGAGCAGAGAACAAACAAACGCGAAAGGAGAAAAAAUGUACAUCCAGACCCGCAUGGCUGAGUACGCAGAAGAGCUCUGGGAAUUACUUAAGAAAGACAACACCUUCAUCUAUAUGUGCGGUUUAAAAGGAAUGGAAAAGGGAAUCGAUGACAUUAUGGUGUCAUUAGCUGCUAAAGAUGGUAUUGAUUGGAUCGAAUACAAGAGGUCACUCAAGAAGGCAGGACAAUGGAACGUAGAAGUCUACUAAUUUCGGGUUUCUUGUACAAAUGUAUGCCUAUUCUUGAAACUCCCCAUGCUCCUCUGCAUUCUGUAGAUAGACGAUCAAAUUUCUUUGUACUGCAACUUUUUUUGUAUUUCAUAUAUAGCACUGUUGUAUUGCUUAAUGUCCUUUUUCCUGAAACUGCAUUUUUGAGGGCCUGGAUCAUACAAUAUAGCUGGAAUCUGGAAUAUGACUUUUUCAAACUCUGUGCAGUUACUUAUGGAUGAACAUAUACUAUUUUGUGUGUAAUGAAUGUUUUCUACUCUUAA